This is a messenger RNA of Cylas formicarius (sweet potato weevil), 2627 nucleotides long. RefSeq names its product diuretic hormone 44 (gene Dh44). The record is from RefSeq and is a predicted model, not a curated record. The coding region runs from base 213 to 692 and encodes 159 amino acids. Gene Ontology annotation, molecular function: hormone activity. The transcript has 3 exons. Gene Ontology annotation, cellular component: extracellular region. NCBI's taxonomy places the organism in Eukaryota, Metazoa, Arthropoda, Insecta, Coleoptera, Brentidae.
UCUACGGCAUCCGAACAGGCGACGCUCUGCCUAUCCGGAGCCGAUUAUAACGCGUUCAUCCCCCGUUGCUAUAAGCUCGACGCGACACCGGCGUCUCCAGUGUGCCACAACCUGUUGAAUUCCGAAGAGUUACCCAUCCCGCGAAGAAGCUGACUUUUCGCCAAACUUUCCACGACCGAAUAAGAAAAGGGGUAGUUUGCAAGAACCACAAGAUGCGUGUUGCUUUCUACCUCAUCUAUGUGGCGCUUUUUGUCUCGGUAAGGUGCGAAGACAAUACGAACUUUGUGAGCAGGCUGCUGGAGCCAGUGAAUGUAGCUGCGGACCCGGAAACCAUCAACUAUAUUUUGCCGAAAUUAACUACCAAAUAUCGACCCAGCAGCGAUUGGAGGGGUGUUACCGAUCCAAGAUUUUACGUUCUUACCGAAAUGGACUCGAACGACAUCAACAACCCAGAAGAGGACAACAACAUAGUAGACACCGUGUACCUAAGAAGAAAGAAACAGGCCAGAGUAGGAGAAUCGGGGGGUUCAUUAUCAAUUGUAAAUUCGUUGGACGUUCUACGAAACCGACUGUUGCUAGAAAUCGCCAGGAAAAAGGCAAAGGAAGGCGCCAAUCGUAACAGGCAGCUGCUAAUGAACUUGGGCAAACGAUCAUUUCAACACAUCCCGAGUAUCUUCCUCCACAACGUAUAAGUCGUGAAUUAUAAAACGCAAUCCAUGAACAGGUAGAACAGAACCUUUUUGCAUUUAGACGGGUCUAGCUUCUAUCAAAAACGUAUACGAAUAAUUUGUAUCAAUACAAACUCGCAAUAUCAUUAAUAUUGAUUGAAAUCAUUAACAUUGAUUCCUCUUGCUCUUGAAUGUAAAAAAAAACACAAGAAAUAAUAGAAAUCUGUUCAUGCGUUGCUAGGAAAAAGUACAUGUUUACCAGGUGUUCAACGCUUUUGCCGAUUCACUCUUAGAUAUUUUGCAUUCGCCAAAGAGUUGGACACCACACUGGUCACAAAUUUUUAAUAAUUAUGAUAACCCUCUUGCCAAUAUGUGUAAAGACCUUGCAAGCAAAAAAUCCCCAAAACGCAAUGUACUGCACCAGAGAUUGGUUUCAUCUAGUCCCAAGUAGCCUAUAUAGUGAUCAAACAGUAAACACAUACAUCGCCAAAAUAUGACAAAAAUAAUGGAGUAUCAAUAAUUAUAUGUUUUUAGGAGCAUAAUCAAAAAAAGAGAAGUCAAUGAUUUUUUUUUCGAAAUUAAAUGAUGAGAACAUGUAAAAUCAGAAUUUUUCUAAACCAAUAGUUAAAACUAUCCUUUACUAAUAAUUUUUUUUGGCUUUCUUCGACGGUAAGAAAUAAAAGGAACAAGUUUUUAUUGUUUUGCCAGACUGGCUAAAAUAGCCAAAUGAAUUCGUAUUAUAAAAUUAAACCUUGUUAAUAUAUAUCUAAAGAACUCUACAUUUUUAAAUUUACUUAAAAAUAUUCAAAUAUUUUUUGGACUAAAAGGCCCUCUCCAUUUCUUGCUCAGGAACUGCAUUUUAAAUUUGACUAGCAUAUUUGCUUGUAUUUUCCCAGAGAUUUUCUAUAAACUUCCACAUUAACAAAGAGGUUAUUGUUUUACAUUAUAAAAAACCACAAGAAAAGACUAAGAAUGAAAAACAAAUUUGCAAAUGCGUACGGUUCAGUUACAAUCGGCAAUAAAACAGACGUCAAAAAGUUCUGACUACGAAAAACUGCACCAAAUAACAAAAUCUUUAAGUUUAAAUAAACCAAAUAAAGAAAAAAUUGUCUUAACGGAAACCUUGUACGUACUUUAUAUACACUUUUCUCGCGCAUUGUGCUCAUAAACUUUGUUCAACGAUUUUGCUGCUUGCUUAAUUUAAUUUCUCUGGAAUUCCUAUCGGGUAUUACUUUCCGUUAAGGUCCGAGCCAAAGUCAAAUCAAACUGCAAAUUCCGCUCCCUAACAAGAAGUGAUGUCAAUGUCAUGCAACGAAUGCAGAGAAAUAUCGCAAUAAAAUGAAUCCACUUUCAAUGCAGUCAGAGGGUUAUCAAGGACGCUCUAUCCGCUUAAACUGCAAACAAAAUUUACUUCUAUAUUUAUACUUUUUGUUUUUUUUAUAUUUAGAAAAACUAUUUGCUUGCAUUGUCUGAUAAAUUAAGAAUCAGUUGAAUUUAAUUGGUUUAAUUAACAAGUUGCCUCAGCUGUAUCAUUCAGUAAAAUAACUUUAUUAUGUUAUUCUUUUGUUCCACAAAUACUUACUAUAUUUUUUUAUACAAAAUAUAUUUUUAAUUAGGAAACUCGCAACGAUUAAUAGGUGAUUAGGGUUACAACUAAAUUUAAAUGACAGUUCUGAUACUUUGCGUAUAUAACAGCCACUACGUAUUUUAUCAAAAACCUUAGCAUCUCCAAAGCGUUCAUUUUGUACGUAGGUACAUAUGUCAAAAUUUUCAAUGUGACGCGCCCAAGGCGUAGUUAUACUUAGGAAUGGUGCCAAACUUCCGUGUUUACGCGCCUUGUUCGAUAAAAAACAAAAUCGGCAUACUUUAACUAAAAGCCAAAAUAAUGUAGCAUUUGUUUGCCAAAUAAACGUGCACUAGAAAGUAUACAGUAAUCAGUUUUAAGAAAAUAAAGUUACA